Messenger RNA from Armigeres subalbatus, 3070 nucleotides. RefSeq names its product aminopeptidase N-like. Gene Ontology annotation, cellular component: cytoplasm. Gene Ontology annotation, biological process: peptide catabolic process; proteolysis. Gene Ontology annotation, molecular function: metalloaminopeptidase activity; zinc ion binding; peptide binding. The transcript is spliced from 4 exons. The record is from RefSeq and is a predicted model, not a curated record. NCBI's taxonomy places the organism in Eukaryota, Metazoa, Arthropoda, Insecta, Diptera, Culicidae. Bases 75 to 2945 code for a protein of 956 amino acids.
UCAUCGCUCUGAUCUAAGUUCGUUGCUGCUUCUAGUGGAGCAAUUAGUUUGAUCGAAACAUUCAACCUAGCAGGAUGUGGAAAAGAGCCAUCUUGAUAUUAAAUAUAACGUCGGCCGUUUGGUCAGGCGUUCCACUCAUUCGACCGAAUUCGUCCAUAGCUCCUAGACAGGAAGUUCCAGUUUCGGGAUAUCGACUACCGAACACAACCAGUCCUCUCCGAUACGAUAUCGAGCUGACGACGCACGUUCAUGACCACGGAAGCACGAAUCAGUUUGAUUUUGAAGGAAAGGUUACCAUUUUGCUGCGUGUUGACGAGACAAAUGUACAAAAUAUCACACUUCACCACCGCCAAAUCACGGUGACCCAUGUGAAGCUUACUGAUUCCGUCAAUACGGUGAUCGUGAACGACGAUUCCAGCUUCACCACAGAUGGAACUUUUGAAUUUCUGAUCAUUCAAGCCCCAUCGGUACUCGGCAUUGGAAACUACUCGCUGGAAAUUGAAUAUCGAGGCACACUUCGUAGUGAUAAUGGCGGUUUCUACCGGUCUUCCUACACAGAUGCCAGCGGAAGCACACGCUGGAUUGCGACGACACAGUUUGAGUCGACGGAUGCCAGGCACGCAUUCCCGUGCUACGACGAACCAGGCACUCGAGCUCCAAUAGGACUAAAAUUGACGCAUGGAAACACUUACCAUGCCAUCUCGAACAUGCCCAUUAAGAAUACAAACGCUAAGAAUGAAAACUACACCACUACCGAGUUCGAGGACACACCAUCGAUGCAGACAUACCUACUUGCAUUUGUAGUUUCCGAUUUCGAGUACAAAUCGGACAACGAAAACAAUCAAUCCGUUUAUGCUAAGCCCAGCUCGAUCCGAAAUGGAGACCUUGAUUUCGCGUUGGAAGCAGGGGUCAAAAUAAUUAAAGCCUUGCAAGAUUAUUUACAGGUCAACUACUCCUUACCGAAGCUCGACCAGAUUGGCAUUCCGGAUUUUGCCGCUGGAGCUAUGGAAAACUGGGGUCUGGUAACCUACCGCGAAGAAAUCCUUAACUACAACUCGACCAACUCCCCGAUGUCUCAACUGAAGCGUACGGCCUCUAUCAUUGCUCACGAAUAUGGGCAUCAGUAUUUCGGAAAUCUGGUGUCCCCCAAAUGGUGGAAUUAUCUCUGGCUGAAUGAAGGCUUCGCCACCAUGCUGCAAUUCCUUGCCGCUCACAUCGCCUAUCCGGAGCUGCGCAUCCAAGACAUGGCCACCGUAGAAGCUCUGCAAAACGCCUUCCAGUCAGAUGCACUCGAAAGUACUCGUCCAAUGAACAGCUAUGUGGAAACACCGUCCGCUAUUUCGGCGUUGUUUGAUGAUAUCGCCUACGACAAAUCUGGGUCCGUUUUGCGGCAGUUGCAGCACGCAUUUGGUGAUUCAACAUUCCGUGCUGGACUGAAAUAUUAUUUGGAUGACAUGCAAUUCAAAUCGGCUACUCCAGACGACUUGGCAGCUGGAUUGCAAAAAGCUGUCACGGAGAAGAGCGACGUUCCGAACUCGAUCAAUGUCUCGAGCAUCAUCAGUUCGUGGGCAGAUCAGAACGGAUUUCCAGUGUUGCACGUAACUCGUGGAGCAAACAACGUCAUUACACUUCGUCAGGAAAGGUACCUUCUGAAGCCCACGAAAGAUGCCGCCAACGCCACUUGGCUUCUGCCGUACAAUUUCGCCACCUUCCAGGCACCUGAUUUCAACUCCACCCUGCCCUUUGAUUGGCUUAUCGGAGAGACGACUGAAUUGCACCCUUUGCCUUCGUUGAAUUGGGACAACGAUGAUUGGGUGAUUUUCAACAAGCAGCAAACCGGUUUCUAUCGUGUGAACUACGAUGAUAGACUAUGGCAACUAAUUACCCACGAGCUCUGCCAUGGCGACCACAACACAAUUCACCAUCUUAACCGUGCUCAGUUGAUCGAUGAUUCGCUGAAUCUGGCGCGUUCGGGACACGUCGAAUACGAAGUUGCCCUACAACUAAUCCAAUGUCUUACCAAAGAAGUAGAUUACGUCCCGUGGGCGUCUUUGAACAACGGUUUGUCGUACCUCAAUCGAAUGCUGGCCGCAUCCACCAAGUACAACCUGUUCAAACAGUUCGUCUGGGAGUUCGUCGAACCAUCGUUUCACAAAUUCGGCCUCGAAAACAAAGACAACGAGUCCCAUUUUACCAAACUGACGCGGAACAUCCUGAUCAGUUGGGCUUGUCAGGUGGGAGCGGAAGAAUGCCUUACGCAGACCAACUCGCUGCUAGCGGAGGUCGUGACAAACAAAACCACGGACGUUGAUCCGAACUUGAAGAGCGUCGUGUACUGCAAUGGACUGCGCAAUGCCGACCGCGACACGUUCCUAUUUGUUUUGGACCGUAUGUACCGUUCGCAAGAUCCCUCCGACCGAGUGUUGCUGAUAAGCGCCCUCGGCUGUUCGGAGAAUCCCGAAUUGUUGCAGCUGUAUUUGGAAUCGUCGCUGGAUGAAUCCGGCGAUGCUAGCUAUCGCGGCCAGGAACGAUCCCGAGUGCUCAGUGCGGUGUACGUGAACGGCAAGGUCGGUCUGGAAACAGCCAUGAAGUUCUUGGACGAAAACUCCGAAGAAAUCGACCGGUUGUAUAACGGAGGAAGCUUCGGGGGUCGGGCAAUCGGCUCCGCUGUAACCGCAAUGGCAAGACGAAUCGUUAACAAGGAGCAAUACGAUGAGUUCACAGCGAUCAACGUUAAAUUGGAAACAGCAGGGUUCUUAAAUGCGGCAGAGCUAGCAACAGCCAAAGAACUGGCAGCCGAGAAUGUCCAGUGGACGAACACAAACUACGGAGUCAUUGAACGGUGGCUACAAGCGAACAUUAAGUCUGGAGCUAUGCGAUUCGAAACUUCGGUUUCAGUUAUGCUGGUAACCAUCACGCUGGCUGUCCGAGCCAUGCUAUUCUAAAUCUCAUAAGCACAGUCGGCAACCAGUUCGUCGAUGUGAUCGAAUAUAAAAGUCUUUGUGACGUGUUUGUAUACUGUUCAUGUUUCUACAAAAUACAAAAUACAGGGAAUUAAAUUACAAAUAAA